Aspergillus saccharolyticus JOP 1030-1 is the source of this 575-nucleotide messenger RNA. Its product is annotated as Ish1 domain-containing protein. Lineage: Eukaryota; Fungi; Ascomycota; Eurotiomycetes; Eurotiales; Aspergillaceae. Bases 1 to 273 code for a protein of 90 amino acids. The transcript is spliced from 5 exons. The record is from RefSeq and is a predicted model, not a curated record.
AUGCCGACACCGCUGGAUCGUGCUUUGAACUCCAAGAAUCUUUUCCUGGGAUUCACGGGGAUGGUGACCGCUGCGGCCGUAUGGGCCAUUUGGGGUAGCGACAUGUUUCCUGCGGAGCCCGAUCCGACUGGAGACCCAGAAACUUGGUCUCACGAUGAGAUGCGAAGGUGGCUUCGAGCUAGAGGUCUGCUGCCUCAUGACAGCGCAACGCGCGAAGAGUUGCUUGAGCGCAUCAAAGCGAAUUUGCGCGUGCCGCGCAGAAGUCAAGGUUGAUUUAUCCGAUUGGACAUCCGCAUAAUGCUGGACGAAUUCCGGAAUAGUGUUUUGUUCUAUCAAUGGCGUGCCAAAGGCGUUCUUCUGGGUUGAAUGGUUCAUUGGAUUGAAUUUGAAUCGUGUUUGAGUUCAGUCGAAACGGAUGUCGUGGAAUGUCUUUCGUUGAUUCGUAGCACAUUAUGGGAAAUUUGUAGCCGUCACAAUGCCAGCAAUGGGAGUGAUGCCGUCAUAUGGUCGCGCAGCGAUUUUUCUUUCGCACGCCUCAGCACUCAUGUAACUCGUUCCACCAUCCCUCUGUCUAG